Messenger RNA from Acipenser ruthenus (sterlet), 2288 nucleotides. Its product is annotated as 11-beta-hydroxysteroid dehydrogenase type 2-like. Gene Ontology annotation, molecular function: oxidoreductase activity. The record is from RefSeq and is a predicted model, not a curated record. Lineage: Eukaryota; Metazoa; Chordata; Actinopteri; Acipenseriformes; Acipenseridae. The coding region runs from base 427 to 1599 and encodes 390 amino acids. The transcript has 5 exons.
CUACCUACCUGCCUGGUUUCUGCUUGCCAAAAACAAACUACAUUAAACUGUUAUACGAACGAAGGUCCUCAAACAAAAGCAAUGCAUCUUCACCUGAUCCGUUCAUUGCUGGAGCACGAUGACAGUGAUAUAUAAUCACCCUGGCAGUUCUCUGCAUGCUCUUGGAACAGCUCUAUAGAUCGUGCUGUUUCCAACAGUGUACGGUCCACUGAAAAAAAAAAACAUUCAAAUGCACUUAAAGUUUAGCCAUUGGCCACAGAUUAGAUCUCUCUAAGCCCCUCCCUUCUGAAACUGUCUGCUCCAUAUAUAACCAGUCAUCUGUCUAUGCUCUGUGUUGAACAUAGCAGGAGACACCACAUGGUUGUACAUUUGUAAUUGUGAGCCUCUCCAGAACUGAGCUGCUGUGUGUGGGGGGUCCCAGAUGCCAUGGAGGAAUCUGCUCUGUCCUUUUGGAUGUACUUGGGGGUGAUGUCUGUUUUCUUUGGGUGGACUGUGAAGAGGAUCCUGGCCUCUGAAAGGAGCUCCGCUCCAACCCUGCUUGUGUAUUCCGCUCUGUUUCUCCUCAUGGAGAGCCUCUGCUCCUUCUGCCUGCCAACUUGUGUGGGACUUGGUGUUUUCUGUGCCGCAUGCUGGCUCAUCAUGGGCACUGUUGCUGCAGCAAAGCCUCUGCCUGUGGAAGGCAAGGCAGUUUUCAUAACAGGGUGUGACAGCGGGUUCGGGAAGGCUGCAGUCAUGUUCUUGGACUCGUUGGGGUUCCAGGUGUUUGCCAGUGUGCUGGACCUGGAGGGGGCCGGAGCCCAGGAGCUGCAGAAGACUUGCUCUGCAAGGCUGACAUUGAUCCAUAUGGAUAUAACAAAGCCUGAGCAAGUGCAGGAGGCGCUUCGUAUCACCAAGGCAAAGCUCGGGGUGAAAGGACUCUGGGGUCUAGUGAACAAUGCUGGGGUAUGUGUCAACUUCGGGGAUGCUGAGCUCUCCCUAAUGUCCAACUACAGAGGCUGCAUGGAAGUGAACUUCUUUGGUACAUUGGAGGUCACAAAGACCUUUCUACCACUGGUGCGCCAAUCACAAGGACGGCUCGUUACAAUCUCCAGCCCAUCAGGGGAGCAGCCCUUUCCUUGUCUGGCGGCUUAUGGGGCUUCAAAAGCUGCAUUGAACCUCUUCAUCAACACUCUGAGGCAUGAACUCAAGCUGUGGGAUGUGAAAGUCUCCAUUAUACUUCCUUCGUCUUACAAAACAGGUCAGUCAAGAAAUGUUGAAUACUGGGAGGAGCAGUAUAAGCAUUUGAUUGAGAACCUGUCACUGAGCCUCAUGGAGGAGUACGGAGAGGAAUACCUGCUGGAGACCAAGCAGCUCUUCUUCCAGUUUGCAGAAACAGCCACUGAAGACUUGAGCCCUGUCACCAAUAGCAUUGCAGAGGCUCUGCUGUCCAGACAGCCCAAAGUCAGGUACUAUGCAGGCCAGGGGGUCGGACUAAUGUACUUCAUUCACUGCUACCUGCCUGUAUCCAUCAGCGAUCGCUUCCUCCAGAAACUCUUCAUGAAAAAGAGUGUUCUACCCAGAGCUUUGCAGAAGCACAACAACAACAACAACAAAAAAUAAGAAUCAUUCAGCACGACCAUAUACAUUUUUGCGUUUUUUUUCUUUUUUAUUCUUUUGAAGGAAUCAUUAAAUUUAUGCCUACAGUUCUGAAAUGAAACCAACUGAUGGAAUAUGUGUGUUGUGAAAUAACAGGCGACGUUCGGAAGGUAAAAGAGAUGGCCAAGCGCAUUGGCAUUUAUGUGACUAGAUAACUAGAUGUUGCUAUACUUUUUUUUCCUUAAACAAGGGAUGGAAGUAUUUCAUGGGCGUUCUGCUGGAAGCAUCUGUACAAAGGACUUGCCAGCCGGUAUGGCACACACCAAGAUACAACGGAGCAUCUACUGCAUUGUCUUUCCUCAACGAUGCACCUCAAGCACAUACCUCAGCUCUACUACUCAUUGAAUGGUCUACAACCACAAGCGAUAUUCCUAGGAAUGCAGUGAAAAACUUCAUUUACACUGGGUCUCACUUUUAUACAUGGUGGACAGUGUUAGAGCCCCUGGCUCUAAGAAAUAUCUGGAUUUUCACUUAUUUAAAAGUUGUUGUUUUAUAUCUCUCUCACUGAAGAUUCUCAUUUAUGAGCGUUUUCUUCAUGAAUCAGUGCAACUGUGAAUUUUUUAAUUUUUGUAUGGUAAAUUGCAUACCCGUUCUUUCAUUGUUAAUAUUAAAGUGUACUUUUUAAACACAAUAGAUGGUCAUUGCAAUGUCAA